Messenger RNA from Triticum urartu, 719 nucleotides. Lineage: Eukaryota; Viridiplantae; Streptophyta; Magnoliopsida; Poales; Poaceae. The record is from RefSeq and is a predicted model, not a curated record.
UUAUGAACCAAACAGGGCCUGAACCAUCUCACUCCAAUGAGCAUGUUCAUGGUGAUGAGAAUGCAGUUAAUACACAUUAUUACCAAGGUGUCCCACCCCUUGGCCAGCAGCAACCUACAACAUUCAUGGCACCUUCACAGUUGGAUGGUGAAUUUCUAUGGAUCUUAGAAGGAUCAGUUCAAGCAAACAUCCAUAGCCAGAUGCAAGUUCCCAUAUCCAUGGAUUGUGGCAGUGCCAUGGAGGCAUCAACCUCUGUCCAACACAACCUUCUAGCGCAACCAUUUGUGCCUAUUCAAUUCCAAGAAAGCAUGCCUGGGAUCCAUUACUCUGAGAAUCCACCUAACCAUGUCUCUGGACCAACGAUAUGGCAAGAUGAUCCCAUCACCGAACCGGAGCCUAGUGCUUAUCCUUAUCAUGGGCUGGAUCAUGGAAACCUUUAGCAAGCGGGCCCAUUCUGCAAUGCAGUUUAGGUCGUGUAACAUCAUGGUUUUGUGCCAUUAUAACUUAGGUGACAGGUUGUGAUAUAUGAUGUGCAGUAUCAGGCCUUGUAGACUGUAUGUUUGGACACAAAGUGCUUUGCCCCCAUUCUUUCUAUUUGAUGUUCUAAACGUUGUACAAUGAUGUUGCGUAGGAUCUGAGGGUGUGCUGCAACUUAGGCAAAACAUUUUGUUGUCUGCGUGCACCCACUGACGUUAAAUCGAUGUUUAUAUGUUUCAGAA